This is a messenger RNA of Aureobasidium melanogenum CBS 110374, 819 nucleotides long. RefSeq names its product putative short chain type dehydrogenase. The transcript is spliced from 5 exons. Lineage: Eukaryota; Fungi; Ascomycota; Dothideomycetes; Dothideales; Saccotheciaceae. Gene Ontology annotation, molecular function: oxidoreductase activity, acting on the CH-OH group of donors, NAD or NADP as acceptor. The coding region runs from base 1 to 819 and encodes 272 amino acids. The record is from RefSeq and is a predicted model, not a curated record.
AUGGAUAAUGGUUAUUGUGGACGGCUGCAUAACAAAGUAGCAGUCGUAACAGGUUCAUCUUCAGGGAUUGGUCGAGCGAUUGCACUCCGCUUUUCCAGUGAGGGUGCUCACGUAGUGUGCGCCGACACAGAUUCAACAACAGACAGCGACAGCGAUUCUGCUGAUGAUGCAACACACAAUGUCAUCCUCAGAAGUGGCAGGAAUGCUCUGUUUGUCAACACGAACGUGGGAAGCAGUCAGGAUGUAGAGAACCUGGUGCAGACGACAGUGUCCCAUUAUGGCCGGCUUGACGUCUUCGUGAACAACGCCGGCAUUACUUUCGAUCUCGAGACACUACAGCCGAUCUGGAGCGCCGACGAGGACCUGUGGGAUGACAUACAGCAAGUGUGUUCGAAGGGUGUGUUUCUUGGGUGUAAGUAUGCAUCAAGGCAAAUGCUCAACCAAGAUCCACACCCAAAUGGAGACCGCGGCUGGAUCAUCAACGUCGCGAGUAUCUUCGGAACGGUAGGGACAAGCAACUUUGCUAGCUACUGUGCUUCCAAAGGUGGCAUUGUCAACAUGACGAAGGCGGUUGCGUUGGACUGCGCGCCUCAUAGGAUACAUGUCAAUUGUAUCUGUCCUGGGUGGAUCUCGUCCCAGAUGACGAGCGAGAUGUUGAGUGACGGGGAGACGCAAGAUCACAUAAUCAGCCUGCACCCGUUCCGGGGCUUGGGCAUCCCGGACGACAUCGCAAGGGCUGCUGUGUUUCUAGCUUCGGAAGACUCUUCAUGGAUAACAGGAGUCGCAUUGCCGGUCGACGGAGGAUAUACAGCCCGCUGA